Maniola jurtina (meadow brown) is the source of this 3250-nucleotide messenger RNA. RefSeq names its product ATP-dependent RNA helicase bel (gene bel). Gene Ontology annotation, molecular function: ATP binding; RNA helicase activity; RNA binding. The transcript is spliced from 13 exons. Bases 203 to 2434 code for a protein of 743 amino acids. Gene Ontology annotation, biological process: cell differentiation; gamete generation. NCBI's taxonomy places the organism in Eukaryota, Metazoa, Arthropoda, Insecta, Lepidoptera, Nymphalidae. The record is from RefSeq and is a predicted model, not a curated record. Gene Ontology annotation, cellular component: P granule; nucleus.
AUUAAGUCUAUGGUCCAUCCAUGAAGAACGUGAAGAACAAAAACUGCGAAUGAAAAGUGAUUUUGUUCGGGCGGAAAAAUUGAUAUCCUUUCAUGUGAUUUAGAUUUUGUGAAUUUGUGUUUAUGCAAAAUUCAUUGUAGACUGUGUUUAUAUAGUAUUUUUGGAGCAAAGUUCCCAAAAAAACGUACCGCUUGGUAGUAAUAUGAGUAAUGUUACCAACCAAAAUGGAACAGGUCUAGAGCAGCAGCUUGCUGGUCUGGACUUGCAGCCUCAGGCUCCUAAGAGUACUGGCCGCUACAUACCUCCGCAUCUGCGUAGGCAGUUGGAGUCAAAAGGUGAAGAACCUAAGCGUACAAGCUUAGAUUCUCAUUCUAGCGACGCACGGGAUAACCGUUCAUCAUUAGGAGGCAACUCUAGAGGCUACGACCGUGGUGGUCGGCGCGACGACCGCGACCGUGACCGCGACCGUGACUACGAUCGCGGCUACGAUUCGCGAUACCCGCGCAGAGACCGCGGUCGUGAUACCGGAUAUCAGAAUGGCGACGCGGAGCAGCGGUGGCCGGAGCCGGAGCGCUGGAGUGGCGGCGGCGGUGGCGGCGCUGCGGCGGGAGGCGGCGCGGGCGGCGGCGCAGGCGCAGGCGGGGGCGGGAGCGCAGGCGUUCGCGGACCGAUGCCCUCACGCGACAUACGGCGCGACGAGGACUACAACGAGCCUCCGCCGCCGCGCAACGACCGCUGGAAGGAGCCGGAGCCGCGCGCCGACGACCGCCCACAGUCGCGCUGGGCGUCCGACGACGUGCGACGCACCUCGUCUCGCCGGGACGAGAACGACUGGACAGUCCCGCUACCUCGCGACGAGCGGACGGAGUUGGAGCUGUUUGGCACUGGCAACACAGGCAUCAACUUCUCCAAAUACGAGGAUAUACCGGUUGAGGCCAGCGGCGAAAACGUACCGGACUACAUUACUAGCUUUGAGGAUGUUAACCUGACGGAAAUAAUGCGCUCGAAUAUAACGUCCGCCCGCUACGACAAGCCGACACCGGUGCAGAAGUACGCGAUCCCGAUAGUGUUAGGCCGGAGAGACGUCAUGGCGUGCGCGCAGACCGGCUCGGGCAAGACGGCCGCCUUCCUCGUGCCCAUACUCAACCAGAUGUACGAAGCGGGGCCCGUUAAGCAGCCUUUCAACAGACGCAAACAGUAUCCGCUCGGCUUAGUGCUGGCGCCAACCCGCGAGCUGGCCACGCAGAUAUUCGACGAGGCUAGGAAGUUUGCCUACCGCUCGCGCGUGCGACCGUGCGUCGUAUACGGCGGUUCCCCAAUCCUAGACCAGUUCCGCGAACUGGAACGCGGCUGCCACCUGCUCGUGGCCACGCCGGGGCGACUCGUGGACAUGCUGGCUCGCGGCCGAGUGGCGCUGGACCAUUGCCGCCAUCUUGUUUUGGACGAGGCCGACAGAAUGUUGGACAUGGGCUUCGAGCCCCAGAUCCGCAAGAUCGUGGAGUGCCACACGAUGCCCAAGACCGGGGAACGACAGACGCUCAUGUUCUCGGCGACCUUCCCCAAACAGAUACAAGUCCUCGCUCAGGACUUUCUGUACAAUUAUGUUUUCCUCGCCGUUGGACGCGUUGGAUCCACUUCUGAGAAUAUCACCCAAAAGGUGGUAUGGGUAGAAGAACAAGACAAACGAUCCUUUUUAUUGGAUCUGUUAAACGCGUCGAACCUGCUGCAACGUUCGAAAACUGAAGAAGACGACCAGCUCACGCUCGUCUUUGUAGAAACUAAGAAAGGUGCAGAUCAGCUGGAGGAGUUCCUGGACGCGGACGGGUACCCGGUGACGUCGAUCCACGGCGACCGCUCGCAGCGCGAGCGCGAGGAGGCGCUGCGGCGCUUCCGUACCGGACAGACGCCCAUUCUGGUCGCCACGGCUGUUGCCGCUAGAGGCUUGGAUAUACCCCACGUGCGUCACGUGAUAAACUUUGACUUGCCGUCGGACGUGGAGGAGUACGUGCACCGCAUCGGUCGUACCGGCCGCAUGGGCAACCUCGGCGUCGCCACGUCCUUCUUCAACGACUCCAACCGCGGCUUGGCAAGGGACCUCGUGGAGCUACUCGUUGAAGCCAAACAGGAUGUUCCCAAUUGGCUAACUAGCGCGGCUGUCGACGGCCGCUCCGGAGGCGGCGGUAGACGCGCAGGCGGUCGCUCCGGCGGUGGCGGUGGCGGGGGCGGCGGUCGCUUCGCCUCCAGCGCCAGCGGCUUCGGCGCGCGGGACUUCCGUACGCAGUCGCGACAGGCGCCGAGGUCUGCCGGCCCGUCUACCAUCGGAGGAGGCUUCGGAUACGGCGGCGGUUCGUACGGCGGCAACUACGGCAAUUCGUACGGAGGCGGCGGCGGCGGCGGCGGUGGCGGAGGCACGGACUGGUGGGGCGACUCCUAAGCGCCACCCGCCCGCCGCGCCGCCCUACCCUGGACGAACAACUAACACGUGUCGUCGCAAUGCUACGUCUCACGCAAGGGUUAUACACUACACAUUACACAAGACAUUGGCACCCUAUAGUUGAGCCAUUAAAAACAUGUGAACUGAGUCGUAAAUCAUUUUGAUCGGUCCUCUCGCUCGCUCUUACAGGUCCUAUAGAACUGGAACCUAAUUCUCUGGUGUUGUGUAGUACUAACACUAAAAAAGGAUUUGUGGUUUAUCAACAACCGAUGACAGGUUUUAAAGAGCGAGGGAAAAUGAUACAAAAUUAACCACCCUAUAAUCCCUCGUAUCCCUUAAUCGAUAACGACUUCUGCAGCAUUCUCAAUCCUAUGAUCAUAUUGACCUUGUGACUCAGUUCGCACGUUUGAAAUAGUUCAACUAUAAUCAAAACCUAUUCUGCUAAUGGUGAUAGUGCUGCUGUACACAAUCUCUGUAGACGGAAGUUAAUAAUAUCUUAAUAGGAUCCAUCUGUUGAUAAGUUACUUAGCAACGUUUUUUACACCUACAUACUUUUUUUUGUGGACCCUAAGGCCUAGGAGAUAAUUUGUAUCCUAUACUGAUGAUAAUAAUUUUUGUGUCCAAAUCCCAUCUAAACUAGUUAAUGUCAGUUCAAUACACUUUAGUCACUACACACUACAAUUUAGUCGAAUACAUGAUACCUACAUUGUUACCGACGCCUAACUUACUGUAUUCAUAAAUAUUUGACUUUGUUAUUUGUAACAAUGUAUUGGGUUUUCACAAAUAAAGUUGCUAAAGUUACAUAUCAAUUGAUUU